This is a messenger RNA of Clonostachys solani, 588 nucleotides long. NCBI's taxonomy places the organism in Eukaryota, Fungi, Ascomycota, Sordariomycetes, Hypocreales, Bionectriaceae. The record is from the annotation of a GenBank genome assembly.
CCUCAACCCACGCCCUUCGCCUCCGCCUGCUUCGCAUCGACGCCGUACGCCUUCCCGCCGCCGCCACAGCCCGUUUCGAACCCGAACCCGCCUCAGCCUUCGCGCGCCACGGCGCUGUCCUAUGGCCUGCUAGGCCAAAGGCUCGACCUCGGCUUCCAUAUCCCUUCCAGCGGAGGACCUGCGCACAGCUCCGUUGCAGGCACGACGGCAGGAGCUGCACCGGGUCUUGCGGCCACAGGAAUUGGCUCUGCGCCCGGUGUUCCUUCUCGAGGUCUCGCCUACAGCUCACCGCAGCCGCUGGGGCAUUCUCGCCCGCCCCACCAACAGCAGCAGCAGCAGCGACAGCACAUUUCGCCUGUAUUGAUCAAGAUGGAGGACUCGGAUCCGCAUGGCAUUGCGGCGCAACAGGCUGCCGCCAAAGACUACCAGCCAAAUCUUGAGGGCCCCCUGGUUGGCGAGAAGACUACGACUUCGAUUAUCACUCAAGAGUAUGAGAAGGCUGAUGCAAGCUUCGUCGAGAAGACCUAUGUAUGUGCCCCCCUACACCACACCGAGGACCCUUGGGCGGGUGCGAGACAGCAGCGCUGA